Acanthochromis polyacanthus (spiny chromis) is the source of this 3295-nucleotide messenger RNA. RefSeq names its product putative protein TPRXL. The coding region runs from base 742 to 2343 and encodes 533 amino acids. The transcript has 7 exons. NCBI's taxonomy places the organism in Eukaryota, Metazoa, Chordata, Actinopteri, Pomacentridae. The record is from RefSeq and is a predicted model, not a curated record.
UUGUUUCCUCUGACUUUAAUAAACACCGGCAGCAUCACCAUCAGUGCGUCUUUACGCGAAUUUACGCACGUGGCGUCACUUAAGACAAACACUAUUCUGUGGACUUGUACACACAUUCCAGCUGUUCCACGCAGACCGAAGGUUUAUAGGGUGAAGGUAUUUGUAUUAAAGCUUUUCUGGAUGAAUCCUGAGCACCACUCAGGAUGCUGUCAUGAGUCUUUAUUAAGAUAAAUCGUCGUUACGAACAAAAUGUGAUUUGGCUGUUUUAGAUGUUGGACUGGAGUUACAAGGUGAACUUUGUGUAAACUCCUGAGUACAUGCAACAAGGCAAGAUUAGAAACAAAUAAAAUGACAUUAUUUUCUGAACUUCGAAUCAAAAUUCCUCGCACAGGCGCGUGCGUGCAUCAUUUGAAUCCAUGGAAACGUUCAGAACGCAUAUAAAAGGCCCGUAACUUCGAUCGGUUCUUUUUUGCACUUGGACUUUGACUAGACUAGUUGUAAAUUGACCUCAACGCUAGAAAGCUCUCAAAAGCCGGACAGCAUCUCAAAAACAACCUUACUGAAGACCAACCUCAGCGGAUUAUCGAGAGAAAAAGAAGAACUUGCCGAAGAAAGCAGCAGUUGGACAGACGCAUACCUGCAGUUUGCAUUCAGAGGACUUGGGACCUCCACUGAUCCAGGGAGACCUCCAGCGUCAGAACUCCGGACGGUUUGAACACACACACAUUCACCACCUACACCAUGCUUUCCCCAUUUGCUCGCCCCUUCUCUCCUCGCUUCUCUUCCGCUCUUUCCCCCUUUGCUCCCUCCUUCUCCCCUCGCUUCUCUUCCGCUCUUUCCCCCUUUGCUCCCCCCUUCUCCCCUCGCUUCUCUUCCGCUCUUUCCCCCUUUGCUCCCCUCUUCUCUCCUCGCUUCUCUUCCGCUCUUUCCCCCUUUGCUCCCUCCUUCUCCCCUCGCUUCUCUUCCGCUCUUUCCCCCUUUGCUCCCCCCUUCUCCCCUCGCUUCUCUUCCGCUCUUUCCCCCUUUGCUCCCCCCUUCUCUCCUCGCUUCUCUUCCGCUCUUUCCCCCUUUGCUCCCCCUUCUCUCCUCGCUUCUCUUCCGCUCUUUCCCCCUUUGCUCCCCCCUUCUCUCCUCGCUUCUCUUCCGCUCUUUCCCCCUUUGCUCCCCCCUUCUCUCCUCGCUUCUCUUCCGCUCUUUCCCCCUUUGCUGCCCCCUUCUCUCCUCGCUUCUCUUCCACUCUUUCCCCCUUUGCUCCCACCUUCUCUCCUCUCUCCUCUUCCUCUUCCACCUCUUGCUCCUCCUUCACCCCUCUUCCUCCAGCUUCUCCCCCUUCUCCUCCUUCAUGCCCUGCCCCCUCUCUCUCCCCUUCUCCUCUCUCCCCUCCCCCUCCUCCCCCUCCUUCUCCUCCAUGCUCCUCCUCCUCCCUCCCUUCCUCUCCUCUUCUUCCUCUACCUCUCCCUCCUCCUUCACGCUCCACCACCUCUCUUCUUCCUCUCCCUGCUCCUUCUCCUCCUCUUCUUCCUCUUCCUCUCCCUACUUCUCCUCUCUUCUUCCUCUCCCAACUCCUCAACCUCCUCUCUUCUUCCUCUCCCAACUCCUCCACCGCUUCUCUUCUUCCUCUCCCUACUCCUUCACGCUCGUCCUCCUCUCUUCUUCCUCUCCCUAUUCCUUCUCCUCCUCCUCUCUUCUUCCUCUCCCAACUCCUCAAGCUCCUCUCUUCUUCCUCUCCCUCCUCUCCCUCCUCCUCUCUUCUUCCUCUCCCUACUCCUUCACGCUCCUCCACCUCCUCUCUUCUUCCUCUCCCUCCUCUUCCUCCUCCUCUCUUCUUCCUCUCCCAACUCCUCAAGCUCCUCUCUUCUUCCUCUCCCUCCUCUUCCUCCUCCUCUCUUCUUCCUCUCCCUACUCCUUCACGCUCCUCCACCUCCUCUCUUCUUCCUCUCCCUACUCCUUCUCCUCCUCUUCUUCCUCUACCUCUCCCUACUCCUUCUCUUCAUCUUCCUCUACCUCUCCCUACUCCUUCUCCUCUUCUUCCUCUACCUCUCCUUACUCCUUCUCUUCAUCUUCCUCUACCUCUCCCUACUCCUUCUCCUCCUCUUCUUCCUCUACCUCUCCUUACUCCUUUUCUUCGUCUUCCUCUACCUCUCCCUACUCCUUCUCUUCGUCUUCCUCUACCUCUCCCUACUCCUUCUCUUCGUCUUCCUCUACCUCUCCCUACUCCUUCUCCUCCUCUUCUUCCUCUACCUCUCCUUACUCCUUUCCUUCCUCGUUUUCAUUAAAUUUAAUUGUAUAUUAAAUUUAAUGAAUAUGAGGUUCACGGGGCGCAUUACAGUGGUGGCAUGGUGACAUACAUGUUUUUUGAUUUAGAUUUAGCAUACAAGAAGUCUUUAAUUCUUCCAUAGAAUGUGAUAUAUUUUCUGCAAGAUUCUAACACAUUUUCCUGUAGUUUUUUUUUUCUCCCAUCUCCAAGUUCUGAUGACCCCGGGACUCAAACCAAAAGAAGGAUGAGAAGAAGACCCAACAGAUGAGGCCCAGCUCCAGCAGACACGUGAAGAUGAGGAACCGAGCCCACCAGAGACGACCCUAGAGACGCCAACCAGCCUGCGAUGAGACGACAGGACAACUGUACAAGGAACAGAAUGCACUGCUGCUUCCUGGACACCAAAUGAUUUCAACAGGGAUGGAACAUCGAGAAGAAAUAAGUCAUUUUGAAGAAAAGAUGAUGGGAAACAUGUCCAGGACCAGUGCAUGAGAUGUGAGACCAGUCAACUAAUACAAAAGCUCUCUCUCCAAGACACCUGAUAAAAUGUAGAAUCAGAUCAAAACAAGAAACCCGAUAAGGAGCAGCCCCAGCAUGUGAACUCAGACUACGGAAGAGGGGAUGCUUAUUAUAGUGAUGCAAAAGGAGGAAGUCGGAGCACAAAGAGAAAACCCCACAGAGACACAGAGAGAACAUGGACAGAAAGAACCAGAUGACCAGCAGAAGACAAAGAAACAGUUCGAGGAGCCUCAGGACGAUCAACAACAGAAGAAACCUGUCAGAGAACUGGAAGAAGAUGACCAACAGCAUCAACCAGAGAAGAAGAAGAGAAGCUCCAGAUUACUCCAAAGGUAUCUCUGGAGCUGGCCUCACCGACCUGCAAAGACUUCAUGCUCCUUCCUUCCUCUGUACCCUCAUCCCAAAUGGAGGUUUUUUUCAACUUCCUGGCAACAGGAAGUUUUUUUCCUCCACACUGCUACCAAAUGCUUGAUCUGAUCACACUUCAAUAAGAGAGACUAAAAUAAAAAGUCAAAACAA